CCUGAGUGGACAGUGUGUGGACAAGUUCACCAAGUCUGAUACUGAACGGCUGACAGGUUCUAGAUAAGAGGCCUGUGUGAGUGGAAGCUCCAGACGAAACCUGAGAACAUGGGGCCCAAGGAUCUAAGUCCACAGUGGUUUCAUUCGUCAUUCUGCUGGACUUUGGUUGUGUUGGUCAUUUUUACAUCUGUUCCCUGCAGUGGUUUCCAGUUGAACUGCUCGGAGCCCAGCCAGCCCACCCUUCUCAAAGCUCUGGAUCCUGUCUUUAAUCUGAAGGCCAUUCGACCGGUCAUGAACAUGACCACACGCACCAGCAUCCACACGUACUUCACUCUCUAUGGGAUUCUAGGAGUGGAUGAAAAGGCUCAGCUGUUGCGGACCUACAUCUGGUUGUCUUUUUGGUGGAUGAAUGAAUUCAUCAGCUGGGAUCCAGUCCAGUGUGGAACCCACAAGAUCUCUCUUCCCAGGGACCAGUUCUGGGUUCCAGAUAUAGUCAUUAAUGAAUUUAUGGAUGAGAACAAAGCUCCGUCCGUCCCGUACGUCUACCUCUACAGUGAUGGGAAGGUGUUGAACUCAGUCCCAGUUAAAGUGGUCAGCUCCUGUAACCUGGACAUCUACACUUUUCCCUUUGACAUUCAGAACUGCACUCUGUCCUUCAACUCCUACAUCCAUAAAGCCAGGGACAUAAAGAUGAAGUUAGGAUGGUCUAUAGAGAAAAUCACAGAGCGAUCCAAGAAAGUCAUGACGACCAUGGGGGAGUGGGAGCUGCUGGACAUCACAUACCAUAAUUACUCCAUGUCUGAUUAUGACGACAGCAAAGCCAUUGAUGAAAUUGCGUUCCAUAUCCGAGUGCGGCGCCGGGCCACCCUGUACGUGGUCAACCUGCUCAUCCCCAGCUGCUUCCUCAUCACCGUGGACCUGUUCAGCUUCCUGCUUCCUCCUCAGAGUGUGGACAGAUCAUCCUUUAAGAUGACUCUCAUUCUGGGAUACACAGUCUUCCUGCUCAUCAUGAAUGACCUGCUGCCCAUCACUGGAAACACCCUCCCCCUCCUAAAUGUCUUCUUCUCGCUCUGCCUGGCUCUCAUGGUGGCCAGUCUGCUGGAGACCAUCCUCAUCACCAAUCUUCUGCACAGCUCUGCUGACCUUCCUCCCGUCCCGCGCUGGAUGCACAUUCUCAUUCUGCAGAUUAUUGGUUUUCUGGUUUUUCUACCUUGGAAGCCUAAAGAGCCCAGAGAUGCAGACAUGAAAAUGCAUGAGGUGGUGGCAGAAGUAAGCAAGACACCAGUGGAGGCCCCAGAGAAGGUCCUGGCCAUGGAGAAGGUCCAGGCCCCGGAGAAGGUCCAGGCCCCAGAGGAGGUCCAGGCCUCGGAGAAGGUCCAGGCCCAGGAGGAUCACCAGGCCUUAGAGGAGCUGAGGAGCCUGGGGAAGGACCUCCAGGCCGUUCGCCUCCUUGUGGAGAAGCAUCAGGGUGGAAGUCCAAGCUCAGAGGAGUGGAUCCAGGUGGGUUUUGUCAUAGACCGCCUGCUGUUCGGCCUCUACAUCCUCUUCAUAUCAGUCAGCUUCAUUACCAUCAUCAUUAUCUGGGUGAAUUCAUAUGGUCAGUAGCGCUCAUGUACAGUAGAAGCUCCAAUGACUUCACUGUUUUCUGAAGUCUUAUCAUUAAAUCAGAGUUUUGUUGUAAAUGAAAUUAUGCAACACUUUAAAUUCACUGUGUUUCUAUUUCUAAUAAUUAAUGCUACUAUUGUCACUAUUGAAAACAGACAUGAAAAUAGUUCAGUUAAUUUUAACAGA
Messenger RNA from Sphaeramia orbicularis (orbiculate cardinalfish), 1791 nucleotides. RefSeq names its product 5-hydroxytryptamine receptor 3E-like. Gene Ontology annotation, molecular function: transmembrane signaling receptor activity; extracellular ligand-gated monoatomic ion channel activity. The coding region runs from base 109 to 1605 and encodes 498 amino acids. NCBI's taxonomy places the organism in Eukaryota, Metazoa, Chordata, Actinopteri, Kurtiformes, Apogonidae. Gene Ontology annotation, cellular component: postsynaptic membrane. The record is from RefSeq and is a predicted model, not a curated record. Gene Ontology annotation, biological process: monoatomic ion transmembrane transport. The transcript is spliced from 10 exons.